AUGGCGGCCAUCGUCGAGAGGGGCGCCGCCGCCGUUUCUGAUUCCGAUUCCGAUCACGAGUGCCCCGAGAAGGAGCCUGAGUUCGUUAUCGACAUCGCGGACAGCGUGUCUCAACCACUGAUCCCUCCGCGUCGUCAUCAGCUGAUGCAGCCACCAGCAGCAGUGUUAUUUCCGCCGCCGCAGCAGCAGCUCGCGCCUUUGGUGUAUCGUCAGACGCUGUUGGAAUACGCCGACAUGCCCAAGGAGUGCACAAAUUGCUUCAUUUGCAAGAUCGUCCAUUGCAUUCUGGUGCUGGUGUGCGUGGGCGUGACGCUGAUGCUGGUGGCACGCUUGCCAGCGGAGUACAAGGCAGGCGACGGCGGAUGGAUAAUGGUGUGCCCCAUCCUCAUCGCUGUGCUCGCCGUGCACUGGCUGAUGCUGGCCAAGUACGACAAAGAACAGUGCUAA
Messenger RNA from Miscanthus lutarioriparius, 447 nucleotides. The record is from the annotation of a GenBank genome assembly. NCBI's taxonomy places the organism in Eukaryota, Viridiplantae, Streptophyta, Magnoliopsida, Poales, Poaceae.